Thlaspi arvense is the source of this 849-nucleotide messenger RNA. The record is from the annotation of a GenBank genome assembly. NCBI's taxonomy places the organism in Eukaryota, Viridiplantae, Streptophyta, Magnoliopsida, Brassicales, Brassicaceae.
CACAGAUUACCUAAUAGAUUACAUUUCUUUGAACUCAACAGUUCGAUGUUCUGCUCAGCGUUUACUCCAAGUAUUUACCACUUUCAUGCGGAAAAGCCUGUCUUUCGGAAACCGAGGUUUCGGGUUUGUUCAUCUACUUCUAGUGGGAAUGACAGAUUCAAACUAGAGUAUACUCCUUGGCUUAUCGUUGGGUUGGGUAAUCCAGGAAACAAGUAUCAUGGAACAAGACACAAUGUUGGUUUCGAGAUGGUCGAUAAGUUGGCAAGAAAAGAAGGUGUUUUGAUGAACACAAUACAGUCGAAAGCUCUUAUCGGAAUAGGUAUUACUUCUCUUGCUUUCGCUUCUUUCGGUUUGGAGCAUAACAAAGCUGAUGACUUUUCGGGUCUAUGUAUGAUCAGUACAGGUGCUAUCGAAGAGGUACCUAUCUUGUUGGCUAAACCUCAGACUUAUAUGAACUUCAGCGGCGAAUCGGUUGGAUCUUUAGCUGCACACUAUCAAGUACCAUUGCGCCACAUUUUACUGAUUUACGAUGAGAUGGCUUUACCAAAUGGGGUUUUGAGACUUCAACCAAAAGGAGGUCAAGGCUAUCACAACGGAGUAAAGAGUGUAAUGGGGCAUUUGGAUGGUCGUAGAAACUUUCCAAGGCUAAGCAUAGGCAUUGGUAAUCCACCUGGAAACAUGGACAUGAAAGCUUUUCUUCUUCAGAAAUUUAGUCCAUCGGAACGGAAACAGAUCGAUGAAGGACUCGAGCAAGGAAGUGAAGCAGUGAGGACUCUUGUACUCAAUGGAUUCAAUCAAGGAAUCUCAAGAUUUAAUCUUGUGCAGAAGUAUAAAUUCCACAAAGUAUAA